This is a messenger RNA of Lampris incognitus (smalleye Pacific opah), 3612 nucleotides long. It is a transcript of the gene hif1aa, whose product is annotated as hypoxia inducible factor 1 subunit alpha a. Gene Ontology annotation, molecular function: RNA polymerase II transcription regulatory region sequence-specific DNA binding; DNA-binding transcription factor activity, RNA polymerase II-specific; protein dimerization activity. NCBI's taxonomy places the organism in Eukaryota, Metazoa, Chordata, Actinopteri, Lampriformes, Lampridae. The record is from RefSeq and is a predicted model, not a curated record. Gene Ontology annotation, biological process: regulation of transcription by RNA polymerase II; cellular response to hypoxia. Bases 267 to 2552 code for a protein of 761 amino acids. The transcript is spliced from 15 exons.
ACAUUACACGGUACAACAUUGUUUCGACGAGUAACCUCUCCAGCGUGGCACUAUUCGUAGGGGGGAAAUAGAUGAAUGCAGCGUUUUAAGCGGACGAAAUCUUAAAUUCGUCAAAACAUACGUACUGAAAACACUUAUGUGAACAACGAACGGAUUUACGACGUGAUAUCGGUUUCAAAGCGUGGGAUUUUUUCCUUUAUUCUCGACGGGCCCGAGGACAGUUUAAUAUCGAUAGAGAGACUCAACCGAAGGUCCGUCGUCCUGACAUGGACACAGGAAUUGUCCCCGAAAAGAAAAGAGUGAGUUCGGAGCGGAGAAAGGAGAAAUCACGGGAUGCGGCACGAUGUCGGCGGGGGAAGGAGUCGGAGGUGUUCUAUGAGCUGGCCCAGGAGCUGCCCCUGCCCCACAGCGUCACCUCCAACUUGGACAAGGCAUCCAUCAUGAGACUCACCAUCAGCUACCUGCGCAUGAGGAAGCUACUCAACACUGACAUGGAGGUGGAGGAGACGGAGCUAGACACCCAGCUUAAUGGCUCCUACCUGAAGGCUCUGGAGGGCUUCCUCAUGGUGUUGUCUGAGGAUGGAGAUAUGAUCUAUCUCUCUGAGAAUGUCAACAAGUGCUUGGGGCUGGCACAGUUUGACCUGACUGGACAUAGUGUGUUUGACUACACACACCCCUGUGACCAGGAGGAGUUGAGAGAGAUACUGAUCCAUAAAACAGGCCCCAAAAAGGCCAAGGAACCAAACACAGAGCGCAGUUUUUUCCUUCGAAUGAAAUGUACUCUGACCAGCAGGGGCCGCACUGUCAAUGUCAAAUCAGCUACAUGGAAGGUGCUCCACUGCUCCGGUCAUGUUCAUGUGUAUGAAAGCCCCACUGAGCAGAGCUCCUGUGGGUACAAAGAGCCACCCAUGCCCUACCUGGUGCUGAUCUGUGAUCCCAUUCCACACCCCUCCAACAUUGAGGUCCCUCUGGACACAAAAACCUUCCUCAGCCGCCACACGCUUGACAUGAAGUUCACCUAUUGUGAUGAAAGGAUUACUGAGCUGAUGGGUCAUGACCCAGAGGACCUAUUGAAUCGCUCUGUCUAUGAAUAUUAUCAUGCCCUGGAUUCAGACCAUCUUACAAAGACCCACCACAACUUAUUUGCAAAGGGGCAGGUCAGCACAGGCCAGUACCGCAUGUUGGCCAAAAGAGGAGGCUUUGUGUGGGUGGAGACCCAGGCUACAGUCAUUUACAACAACAAGAACUCACAGCCACAGUGUGUUGUCUGUGUCAACUUUGUGCUCAGUGGCAUUGAAGAAAAGGAGAAGAUCUUGUCUCUGGAGCAGACAGAGAACACAAAGCCCAAGAAAGAGGAGCAAGAGGGAGCAGUGGUAGAGAGCUGCCAGACAGACAUGGCUCCAGCCUUGCAGAAGCAGGAGAAGAGCCCAGAGCUGGAUGUGAUCAAGCUGUUUACUCAGACAGUAGAGACCCAACCCCUGGACAGCCUAUAUGACCGGCUUAAGGAAGAGCCUGAGGCCCUCACCCUGCUAGCUCCAGCUGCAGGAGAUACCAUCAUCUCCUUGGACUUCAGCUGCCCUGAUUCUGAGAUCCAUCUGCUAAAAGAUGUCCCCGUUUACAAUGAUGUGAUGCUGCCCUCCACCAGUGACAAACUGGCCAUACCCCUUUCCCCUCUUUCGCCCAGUGAGCCUCCCUGUACUACCAACAGCACAUCUGGAGAUGCAACACCUGAGCCUUAUGCUCCACUUCCUUCUAGCACACCAAGCAGCCAAAGUCUGGAAAACAGCUCCACAGGACCUGACAGCCAAAUAGGCUUCUGUUUUUCCAUGGACUCGGACAUGAGCGCAGAUUUUAAACUUGAUUUGAUGGGGAAGCUGUUUACUAUUGACACACAGCCCAAGUCCCCUUUCAUCACACAGGCUAUGGAAGACCUAGAUCUGGACAUGUUGGCUCCAUACAUCCCCAUGGACGAUGACUUCCAGCUACGCACUCUGUCCCCAGAAGAGCCCCUGUCAUGUAGCUCAGUCACAUCCAUGGAAAGCUCUCCUCUCCACGUCACACAAGAGGUCCACAGCUACCCCAACUCUCCCUUCAGCUCACCAGGCAGUCGCACUGCUUCUCCGGGUCCAACUCCUCCUGAGCCGGUAAAUGCCCCCCAUGAGACCACCAUGCUUUCUAAGAGAAACCCACAGUUGGAAAAAGAAGUCUCCCUAAGGACUUUGGCAGCCCAGAAUGCACAGCGCAAAAGAAAGCUGGGUGAUAUCAGAGAGGUUGUUGGACUGAGCACAUUGCUCCAAGAACCGCUUGAACAAGGGAAAAAGCUGAAGAUGUCUAAGACGGCCACACCUGAAACACUCUCAAAUGGGACCAAACUUCUCCUGCAAACUGAACUGGCGAGUCGUCUGCUGGGCAGCUACUUAGAAGGCAGCAGUUCCCCCUUCACCCUGCCACAGCUCACCCGCUAUGACUGCGAGGUCAAUGCCCCCUUGCAGGGUCGUCAGCACCUGCUGCAAGGGGAGGACCUGCUGUGUGCUCUGGACCAAGUCAACUGAGUCAAUGCUUAGCCUGCUCACUGCUGGACUAGACCGGACACUACAGUUCCUCCCUUGCUCACUCCUUUUCCAAGUACCCACCCCCCCAUCUCACCCCACUGUCCUUUAUUUAUGUUUCUGUAUCUGUUUGAUUAUAUACACAUUUUAGUUUGGCUGCCUUCUGCACACCACUUGAUCUCUGCAGCAUUCCACCAUUAUGAACACCAUUGCAGAUUUCAGUGCAAAGGAUUCAGGUGUUUAGAGAUGCCCAGUUGUUUGAUUGGUUCUUUUUUAAAUCCCCUUCCUCCUUUGCGGGGAGUCUCUCAGACAGCACACAGAGCGCCUCUACAGAUGAUCUUGUUCCAGCAGGUCACCAUAGAAUUUGGCGCUACUGCCAGCAGUGUAUUGUAAGCUUAAGUCGCACAAUUUAUAUUUUCAUAAAAAGAUGAAAUAUUACCAGCAAUAUAUAUCAAGCCUUUUUAAAGUAGUUUUAAUGGGAUUUCAACAAUUUUAUUUUUUCUUCCUUUACUCGUAUAAUGUAGUUCCCUUAACUAACGAUGUCUUUAGUCCAGAAGUAUAAAUUUAUUGUUUCAAACUAAAGUGGUUUGAAUGUUCUCUCCAUUUAAUGGUUACCAGUCUUUGAGAUAAUGCAUUUAAUCGUGUAGUGAUUCAGUAUCUGUCACUUUAUUACAUUACUGUAAGUGUGCUUUACUGUCUAUAGACCAGAGAAAUUUCAUGAAUCAGAUUAUGGCUUCACAGAUGACACCUUUUACUCUCAAACUGAAAUGAAGUAACUGGUUCACAUUUGUUUCUAAUCAAGGAAAUUUUGCAGUUCUGUUUGAUCAUGAUCAUAAUGAGUUCAUGUUUUGGUUUUCACAAUGUGCUACAUACAACUGUCUUGGAUAUGUGAUGUAUGAUCCAUAACGAUUCAGUUUUAUCAGUGCGAUCAUUAUCAUACAAUGUUAGUUGUCAAUCUUGCUCACUCAGUUAUCAGUCGUCAGUUUUAUACCCCUGGUUCAUACUGCAGUGUUGGGUCUCCUGCUUGUCACUGUCUAACAUUAAAUUGCUUUAUUAAAAUACA